AUGCUAAACUCCGAGCUUCUGACCGGAUACAACCCCAGUGUCCAUCCGGGUCACCAAUACUCGGGGCAACUUCUCAAUGUAAAUGCUAGCUUCAUGUUAAGGAAAAUCCAAACAUUUGACGAAUUGACAAGUACAUUCGCUAUUGUCGGUGUUUUGUCUGCAUAUUGGUAUGACGAGCGAUUGGAUUGGACUCCGACAAAUUAUAACGACUUAAAAGUUACUCAUUUCAAACUGAAAGAAAUAUGGACGCCUCCAUUUGUCCUUGGCAACAGCCAAGACGACAUUGACUUAAUUGGAAAUGGAGACAUGCACGUUGCAGUAACUUUUGCCGGAGUUGUAAACUGGCUUGUGCCUAUAAAAAUAUCUACCACGUGCGAUGCCGACGUUACGUAUUAUCCAUUUGACCAACAAUCCUGUGUUGUGCUACUGUUGCCAUGGGGUUACGAUGCAAGCCUCAUUCAGCUCAACGCAAUCGGCGCGACACUAGACCUGACAAACUACGCAGAGAAUCCAAUUUGGAAUCUUGUCAGCACUAGUCUACAUUCUGCUCAAACUCCAUCUCUGUAUUUAGGAAUGAGAAUCACAUUUAAAAGAAAAUCUAUGUUUUUCGUGAUGAAUUUCAUACUACCAACCAUUUUAAUGUGCUUCAUUAAUGUAUUUGUGUUCAUCCUCCCGGCGGAGUCCGGCGAACGUGUUGGCUUCUGUAUUACCGUGUUGCUGGCCAUCGCCGUUUUCCUAUCCAUCGUGUCCAGUGCUCUCCCACAGACGUCCACUCCACAAAUGGCCAUUCUCUGCUACCUUCUUGUCGUACAUAUAGUACUAAGCAUAAUGAUAAUGAUUUGUACGAUAUGUGGACUUCGGUUUCACUUUCGAUCUGAAGAAGAUCAGGUGCCGAGUUGGAUUGCUAGACUGACACGAUACGUCGGCAAUGUAAGAGGUACUAAUUUGAACAGGUCUAGCGUGUCACCAGACUCAACGGAUCCGGUUUCUGUAACUGCAAAGACCGACGCUGAUAUUAUUGGAGUGGAUACAAGUGUUCUAUCUGAAGUGUCCUGGAAGCACGUCAGUACUGCCUUCAACAGAGUGUGUUUUGUGUUCUUCAUAGUGACUGCCAUGUCAUGUAACAUUGCUUUUCUGUUUGUUUUAUCGGUCUCGUAA
Messenger RNA from Pecten maximus, 1158 nucleotides. Its product is annotated as acetylcholine receptor subunit beta-type unc-29-like. Gene Ontology annotation, molecular function: transmembrane signaling receptor activity; neurotransmitter receptor activity; extracellular ligand-gated monoatomic ion channel activity. Gene Ontology annotation, cellular component: membrane; synapse; neuron projection. The coding region runs from base 1 to 1158 and encodes 385 amino acids. NCBI's taxonomy places the organism in Eukaryota, Metazoa, Mollusca, Bivalvia, Pectinida, Pectinidae. Gene Ontology annotation, biological process: regulation of membrane potential; signal transduction; chemical synaptic transmission. The transcript has a single exon. The record is from RefSeq and is a predicted model, not a curated record.